Cucurbita moschata (crookneck pumpkin) is the source of this 867-nucleotide messenger RNA. RefSeq lists its product as uncharacterized. The transcript has a single exon. The record is from RefSeq and is a predicted model, not a curated record. The coding region runs from base 110 to 640 and encodes 176 amino acids. Lineage: Eukaryota; Viridiplantae; Streptophyta; Magnoliopsida; Cucurbitales; Cucurbitaceae.
CAUUAUUUGAUUGUUUUUCACCAUCAAUCUUCAUAAAUCUCCGAGCAUUUCUCAACAUUCUCCGCCAUAAUCUUUCCCCAAUCCACAAGCUCAAAAGACUGAGAAAAAAAUGGCCGAUAGCUACUCCAAAAUCAAAGCCGCCUGCAAAUUCAAAUCAAGAUCCAUCGAUUACUCCGAUCUCACUUCGCUUCCUCACUCUCCUAGAUUCAACGCUGCCGCCGCCGUCUCCAAUCCGAACUCUCACGAUUCCAAUAAGAACAAGACGAAUCGGCAACACAGCCGUUUGCCGGAAGAGGAGGAGGAGGAGGAGGAAGAAGAAGACGAAUACGGCGGAGAAGUCUCCGCCAGAGCCGCCGCGCUGAGUCGGAACAACUCUGUUUCUUCAUCAGUCUCUGGAUUCCAUUCAGCGGUGAAGAGAGCUCUGUCGAUGCGGAGAUCUUCGUCCGUAGCGGAACGGUACUGUAGGAUUCACGAUCAGUUCGCGACGCUUGCAUCGCCGAUCGAUGAUGAUGAAAUGGAAGAUGGAGAUUCGAAGGAGGAAAGAAAAACAGGAGGAUCUGUGAAGAAGACGAAGAAGAAGAAGAAGAAGAACUCGGCAGAGAAGAUCGUUAGAGCCUGUAAGCGACUUUUUGGAAUCUAGUUUUGAAUUGAUGAUACUUUUUUUUUUCGAACGAAUCCGUAAAGUAUCUUUUGAUCUUUUCCUGCAUCAAAAUGUUCUCUCUGUCUCUCUAAUUCUCUUCUCUGAUUUCUGGUUCUGUUCUUUUUUGCACUGAAAAAUGAGAAUCUGUGUUCAAUCGUUGGCUCUGAUCCUUCGAUUUGAGGAGUAAUGGCGUUAGAAAUGAAUCUCAGUUCGAAGUUUGAUUAUUA